GUUUAGUUCUGCUGGAAAGGCGUGCAUUUCAACAUGGAGUCUAUGGGAAUUGACUCUCUUUUGGAGCCACCCUCAAGUGGCCACUGGAUGAACUGCAGUUGUUGCCACUUCCGCAUUGGCUUCAUUUCUUCAGCACCGGAGGUUUCGAGACGUGUCUCAGCCUUCAUUUAUUGGUCAAGACCAGGAAGAAGGAUUCAGAAGCACCAGUAAAGGCGAGCCAAGAUGGGAGCUUUUGCUAGCCUGUUUAAAGGCUUGUUUGGAAAGAAAGAAAUGAGGAUCCUAAUGGUAGGACUGGAUGCUGCUGGAAAGACCACUAUCCUGUACAAGCUUAAACUGGGAGAAAUUGUAACCACAAUCCCUACUAUCGGUUUUAAUGUUGAGACAGUAGAAUACAAGAACAUUAGUUUUACAGUGUGGGAUGUUGGCGGUCAGGACAAGAUCAGGCCACUCUGGAAGCAUUACUUCCAAAACACACAAGGCCUUAUCUUUGUAGUGGAUAGUAAUGACAGGGAGCGAGCUGGUGAAGGGAAGGAGGAGCUGAUGCGAAUGCUGGCUGAAGAUGAGCUGGCGGAUGCUGUGCUCCUUGUGUUUGCCAACAAACAGGACCUGCCCAAUGCAAUGAAUGCAGCUGAGAUCACAGACAAGCUGGGCCUACACUCCCUGCGACAUCGUAACUGGUAUAUCCAGGCCACAUGCGCAACUGCCGGAGAUGGUCUUUACGAGGGUCUCGACUGGCUCUCUAACCAGCUAAAGAAAGCAAAAUGAUCCGUCACUCCACCUCCUGUCUGUCCUCUCUGUCUGCAGUGUACUGCUUCCUGGUCUCAUUCUCUCCUUCUCUCUCUUUCCUCUGAAGCGUUGGACCCUUUGCCAGUGCUACCCUGCAUCUGUGUACUGUAGGUGUGUGUUUUUUGGAUAUGUGACAUGUGAGUGGGAGCAGCCAGGUUGGGCAUUGAACACAGUUAACUCUCAAGAAUCUCAUUCCUCCAGUGUCAGCACAUCCAAAGCCACUGGUCUCCACACAGAAAAAAAAGACACAGGCCGCUGAGUCUUGUGUAAUUCUGUUUUUAAAACUGCUAGUGACAUUUAGGUCUUUUAUUCACCUUGCAGAGACACACAGUGCACAUCCCAGUUCACAUUCUUUUGAAAAUGUUGAGUUUUGGUGGAUUUAAGUUGAUUUUGACUGCUGCAGUGAACACUGGAUACUUAUUUAUUUCCUCUCUUUCAGAAAUAUUUGAGUCCCCAAGUCUGUAUGCUGUACUUCCUGUUACAGUCGGAAUGUAUUUAGCCUUUCUGUUUCAUGAAUGAAUGAACUGAAUCAUUUCUUCAGUUUUUAAACUGAAUUCAGUGCCACCUGUAAAUGUUAUCCCUCUUAUGGCAAUAACCUGAUAUAUAUAUAU
Messenger RNA from Etheostoma cragini (Arkansas darter), 1397 nucleotides. It is a transcript of the gene arf2a, whose product is annotated as ADP-ribosylation factor 2a. Gene Ontology annotation, molecular function: GTP binding; GTPase activity. The transcript is spliced from 5 exons. Gene Ontology annotation, cellular component: cytoplasm; plasma membrane. The record is from RefSeq and is a predicted model, not a curated record. NCBI's taxonomy places the organism in Eukaryota, Metazoa, Chordata, Actinopteri, Perciformes, Percidae. Gene Ontology annotation, biological process: intracellular protein transport; vesicle-mediated transport. The coding region runs from base 223 to 765 and encodes 180 amino acids.